AUGAACGCCUACGACAGCGCAGUCGCAAGCAUAGCCGCCAGCAAGUUGCCGUUCCGGAUCUAUCACAGCUCAACCAACAGCACACGGAAAUCCCAGUACGAGCGCAGCCUCAUGGUGGACACGUCCGAGCUGGCGAAGGAACUCUUGGGGUUACUAUUCUUUUGGAAAUUUCAAUUAGUUGAUCGAUGCAAAAGAGAGAGACUCCCGGAGAAACAGCAGCAGCAGCGGGCGCCGACCACAGACGGCCAUGCCCCCCGUGAUUUUCUCUUCUUCCGCUAUGACCGCGGCGGCUUCUGUGUCGCGAGGUAUGCGUACAAGUACUUCGUGCUCGAUCGCAUCGCAUGA
Amorphotheca resinae ATCC 22711 is the source of this 345-nucleotide messenger RNA. RefSeq lists its product as hypothetical. Lineage: Eukaryota; Fungi; Ascomycota; Leotiomycetes; Helotiales; Amorphothecaceae. The coding region runs from base 1 to 345 and encodes 114 amino acids. The record is from RefSeq and is a predicted model, not a curated record. The transcript is spliced from 2 exons.